UCAAUCCACUGUGUCUAGCGGUUGUGUUUUUGUUCUCCGUGGCGAGGGUUUUCUUGUCAAACCCGUCCCAGUGGAAUCCCCUGCGUUGUAGUAUUUUCCCCCAUCUCCAAAAUUCAAUACAUGAAUAAAAUGUGUUGUUUUGUGCGCUCCUAAACGAAUAUAACGGUGGUGGUUCACGUCGCGUGCUGCUGCGCUGUGAAUGUUAUAUCCCACAUGCUUAUUAAUGCGCGCUGGCCCAGACGCGUGAACAAGUGCAUCGUUAUGAUCUGCUUUUUCGGCAGCGCAUGUCCGUGUUGAACAUGAGUGACAGAAAAUGUAUUUUUACUUUAGAAUUCAUGUGACCCCUAAGGCGCAUAUGCGGGGACGUGCCGUUUUCGUACCUCGACAUCGAGUCCUUGUUUAAUUCGGUGGCUUGCAGUCCUGACAAUGAUUGAUAUUAAACCAGUAGCCUAUAUACUCUGGUCUAUUUAGCUAAUCAAAACCUUGUUUACAAAUGACACCUGACUCGCUGAAAAGUGCGCUUCACCCGCACCACAGGAGCGCGCAUGAAGAAGUUAAAAUAAAGAUAAAGGACCUAAAUGAACACAUCGUAUGCUACCUCUGUGCAGGAUACUUUAUCGACGCAACUACCAUCACAGAAUGUCUUCAUACGUUCUGUAAGAGCUGCAUUGUGAAGUAUCUCCAGACCAGCAAAUAUUGUCCAAUGUGUAACAUCAAAAUACACGAAACGCAGCCUCUGCUGAAUCUAAAGCUGGACAGAGUCAUGCAAGACAUUGUCUACAAACUAGUCCCGGGUCUACAAGAGAGCGAAGACAAGCGAAUUAAAGAAUUCUAUCAGUCACGCGGUCUUGAACGCAUCAUACAGCCAUCUGGAGAAGAUUCAGUUCCAGAUAACACAGGAUUACCUUACACGAGCUUCGACCACUCCAAAGCUCACUUUUACAGAUACGAUGAGCAGGUCUCUCUAUGUCUGGAAAGGCAGAGCUCAUUUUCUGGGAAGGACAAAAGUAAAUUAACUCUACAGCAGAAAUUUGUACGUUGUUCGGUCAGGGCUGAAGUACGGCAUCUGAGGAAAGUGUUAUGUCAUCGACUUAACGUGGAGAAACACCAGGUCCAGAUGUUAUUCAAUAACGAAUCUCUCCCAGAUCACAUGACCAUGAAGCGUCUCUGGCUGUCCCACUGGUUUGGAAAGGCACAACCGCUGGUACUCCAUUAUGCUAUAAAAGACAAACGGACGAGAUAGGAUUGUGUGAACAUAUCAAUUGGUGUAAAUAUUUUGUAUUUCACAUAUUCUAUUUUAAUAGCUUUCUGUGCAUAUAUACUUAUUUUUUUGUUUUGUAUUUUUGAAAAUAAAUUUUAUGUGGUAAAAAUA
Messenger RNA from Ctenopharyngodon idella (grass carp), 1372 nucleotides. RefSeq names its product polycomb group ring finger 1 (gene pcgf1). Bases 494 to 1243 code for a protein of 249 amino acids. Gene Ontology annotation, cellular component: PRC1 complex. Gene Ontology annotation, molecular function: promoter-specific chromatin binding. The record is from RefSeq and is a predicted model, not a curated record. NCBI's taxonomy places the organism in Eukaryota, Metazoa, Chordata, Actinopteri, Cypriniformes, Xenocyprididae. The transcript has 9 exons. Gene Ontology annotation, biological process: negative regulation of transcription by RNA polymerase II.